CAAUCCUGGAGCUGCAGGGCGGGUCCUUCAUGGGUUCCGUCUCCGGCUCCUUCCCCCGCCCAGCGAGGCGGCGCUGUACCUGACUGAGCGGCGGGAGUGAGGGUUCAGAGAUGGGCAGUGAGAAGGAGCAGAGUCCAGAACCACACCUGCCUGAGGAAGGGGAAGCGGGUAAGCCUUGGAGAGUGGAUGGCUCAGAGGGUUCUCACAUCCCAUCUGGGGAAAAGGACCAUGGGCAGGAGAACCCACUGAUGAGGCCACAAGGAACACAGUCAGAAGAGCCAUGGCAGAAAAUCAUUGCCCCAGCUGAAGGACCAGAGAAUCCUAUUGCUCCUCCAAAGCCUGAGGCAGAGGAGAAGCCCUUUAUAUGUGUUCAGUGUGGCAAAACCUUCACCAAUACCUCUAACCUGAGAACACACCUACGGAUCCACACUGGUGAGAAGCCUUACAAGUGUUCCGAAUGUGGUAAGAGCUUUUCCCGAAGCUCCAACCGCAUCCGGCAUGAACGGAUCCACCUGGAAGAGAAGCACUACAAAUGUCCCAAGUGUCAGGAGUGCUUUCGGCGGCGCUCAGACCUCACCACGCACCAGCAAGAUCACCUGGGCAAGCGGCCAUACCGCUGCGAUAUCUGUGGUAAGAGCUUCAGCCAGAGUGCCACACUGGCUGGGCAUUAUCGGACCCACCUGGAGCCAGCGCCCUACAUCUGCUGUGAGUGUGGGAAGAGCUUCAGCAACAGCUCCAGCUUUGGAGUACACCACCGCACCCAUACUGGUGAGAGGCCAUACGAAUGUGCUGAAUGCGGGCGGACCUUCAGUGAUAUCUCCAACUUUGGAGCACACCAGAGGACCCACAGAGGGGAGAAGCCCUACCGGUGCACUCUUUGUGGGAAGCAUUUCUCCCGGAGCUCAAAUCUUAUUCGUCAUCAGAAAACACACUUGGGUGAGCAGAAUGGGAAAGAUUCCAGCUGAAGGGAAGCCACAGUUAGAGUGGGAAGAGAGAGUGAGAGACCCAUUCUAAUGGAGGAAGAAGACCUUUAGGAUCUGUUGCUGCCACCUUGAUUUCAAAUGCUUCAUCCCACUUUGGAGAUUGGUUUCCUGUUGCCUCUGAAGCCAGGAUCUCCAAGAAAUCCUGAGAAGGGACUCUGAAUAAAAAUCCUCCCGGGCAAUUUCUUGCCAUAGAAAGUCAGAGAACCCAGUCCUGGCUUCACCUUGUUGGAUGUGAAAGAGAAGUAGGGGAGGCUCCAGACAUGUUCAUGUUAUUGGGUUAGCAGUUCUCUGGCCUUUGAGGAAGCACCUGUGAGAUGGCAUCACUGUCUGAAGUACCUUCAUAUUGUCCAUGAACUGUUUAGGGUACACUGCAGUGGGCUGUUAGGUUCCUACCAGCUAUACCCCAACUCAAGUCGUGCUUCUGGAUCUGGAGGCUGGGAGGAGUGGCCCUCCUAAUGGAAGGGUCCCUCUUGGCCUGAGAAGAGGUUUGAGAUUCUGUCUUAGGAAUGAAAGAGAAGCCCACUAGAAUCAUCACACUCCCCCAUAUUUGUUACCUAUUAUCCCCACUUCACUCUCCAUCUGUUUCCUUGUGAUGAUUAGCACUUAAUAAUUCAACGAAAAAGACCCAUGGACCGACUUGAAGAGCGGGGGAGCGGGGGAGAGUGUCCCAGUGCAGCCAUUCUGGAAGGGAACUGAAUUCUAACAAAGAAAGAUGGGAGCUGGAGUUAUGGCUCAGUGAUAGAGCGCUUGUCUCGCAAGUGUGAGGCCCUGAGUUUGAUCCUAGCACCACGUAAAAACAAAUAAAGAUAUUGAGUCCAUAUACAACUUUUAAAAAAAGGAAAAGACAGAUAGGUGGCUGUUCUGAAAAGCAAAGAAAAGGAGGCUGAGUCUUUUAAGUGUUUGAGGAGAAGGGAGAAAGGAAAGGACUAACACCAAUUGAGUAUUCACUAUAAGCUAUUGAUUCUGCUGGUUACAUCAACAUUCUUCAUUUCAUUUAGUUGUCAGCAGUCCUCAAGGGUAUAAGAUGAGGAAACAGAAGCAAGGUAUAUAGUAGAGUCCAUUUAAACUUGGGCCUCCUUGGCUCUCUACUGAUGCUCUUUUUUUUUUUCACUACAUUCACGUUGCUGACCUCUAAAGGAGGAGCCAUGUAGUCGAUAAACCUGGAGAUGGGAGCCGGCGUGGUCUUGUGAUAUGGCUCUGGACUAUUCACUGUGUGGGAAGUCAGUACUAAGCAUGAGACCCUUUUCAACUUUAGAUUACUGAUUGAGGAUUUCUUCUGUUGCUGGAAAAAUGUCAGUGGCGGGGUAGAUGUUGAGGGAUGGGAUAAGAUGAGAAAAAUCUUAAGACCCAUAGUAAGUUUGCCAUUAAUAUCAAUAAUUUAUCCCUAAGAUUGGGAAUACAGGGAAUUAUGCCUGGUUUUCUGGCCUUCUGGCUUAGAUCUGGCUUCACAUGGCCUCAGAUGGUUUAGAUUUGGCUUCAUAUGAAAGUUUAGUGUUCACCUAGCUUUCCUCUAACAAAUACAAAAUACCCCUAUCUUGCUUUACCCCAUGGUGCUGGAGAUUGAACCCAGAGCCCAACCUAGCCAGGCAAGUGCUCUACCACUGAGCUAUACUCCAGCCUCCAGAUGUCUCUUUCUGUCUCUCUAGUCAGUUUGGGUCCCUGCCUUCCAGAGUAAGGGUUCCUCUCAUUUGUAGCUAAUGGCAGAAUGUGAAUCUGUUGAAACUGAUACACCCAUGACCUGACCUAUCAUGUGGGGUCCCUGCCACUUGUUCAGGGAGAGAGAUGCCAGGAACUUUACAGUCAUCCUCUUACUAAAUUCUCAACCAUAGGAGAAUUAUGCACAUUUAACAAAUGUGGAAACAGGUGGAUAGAAAGUUACUUCCCAAGAUAAAAAAGCAAGUAAUUGUCAGGGCCAGGAACUGAACCUUAUUCUACCCAAAGCCUGUGAUUUUUUUUUUUUAAGCUGUAGAAAACUUCCCAAAUUAUUCCCUUACAUUUGUAGGAUGAUUUACAGUUACAAAACACUUUUCAUAUUCAUUUGUUUUUGGAAAAUCUACACACAAUAUUUUAAACAUAGUCACCUAAACUUAGACAUGUAAAUUGGCACAUGACUUUUUUAAUAAUAAAUGUCACCAUCUAUUAAAUGCCUACUGAGUGCCAGUUAUUGUACACCUAUUACCUAUGAUCUUCAUGCUAUAAAGUAGAAGUGUCUCCAUUUUCAAGAUAAGAAAAUUCUACAAGGUUAAAUGACCUGACUUGGCAGAGCUGGGAUUUAUUUAGGUAUGUUUGAUGCCAAGACCAGGCUAUUUAUCAUAUCCACUGCCAAUCUAGAUCUACUGGUUCUUUCCCAGCCCAGGGAGCUUGGUAUGAUUAACCUUCUAGACCUGGAACCUUAGAAACAACUGCAGUGACUUGGAGACUUCUUGCCUUCAGCCCAAUACCAAUGUACCAAGUGUCUGCUUUGAUCUUGGGUCAGGACUUCCUGGCCAAUCUCAUUUGCCCUUUUUUGACCUAGUUCAUUAGCUGUGGUUUCUAUAUUGGUCAGUGCUUUGACGUGUGUGUGCGCACGUGUGUGUGUGUGUGUGUGUGUGCGCGCACGUGUGUGUGUGUGUGUGUGUGUGUGUGUGUGUGAGAACUUCCUUUAUUUUCUCCUUCACUUUUUUCUUUUCCUUUCUUCCUUCUGAAAAUUCUGUUAAACCAAGCAUUUUAUAAGUUUAGAAUCCUUUUCUAGAGAUUAGGAAUUUGGGUGGAGGGGGUUACAUCAUGGCAUGUCACUAGCUUCUUCCCCUCACUCCUCCCAUCUUGCCCUUAACCCUUUCCUCCUUUUUAUGGUUUGCCAUAAAAGACUGUGGUGCAUCUUACUACAGCUGGUGUCUUACCAUCAUCAAAGGUAACUUUUUUCUACACAUUUUAAAUCUCUAGUUACAAAUGUUUUUAGAGUGAAUGAAAGAUCACAUUACAGUAGAGAUAUGAGUCAAUAAUGUCAGCAAGAUAGUGAAAUAGGAAGUCCCAGUCACCAUUUUCCCAUAGAGACACCAACUUAACAAUAUACAACCUAAAAUACCUUUUUGAGUUCUUUCAGAAGUAAGGGGCUUCAGACAAACACAAAGCCAAGAAAGAAACACUGAAAUGGUAAGAAUCAUUUUGCUUUACCCAAGAUUGCCUUUCUUAUAAGCAGCACAGUUCAGCUUGGACCAUAGAUUCUUCUUCGAGGAUGAAAGAGAAGGGUGUAACAUACUUUCACUGAAUUUUCAGAGGGCAGCCCGAAGAACUGGUUCCAACCUCACCUAACUUGGAAUGCUGAUGGAAAUGGAACAGUUUGGAUGCCUGGGGGAGCCACUAAAAGCCAGAGAAGUUUGCUGUCUCACCAAAGAGCAUAUACUGUGGUACAUAGGUUUCAUACUCAGUAUGACUGGGAGAAGAUUCUCAACUGCAGCUCCUCCCUGGAGAGGGAGGGAGAAGAGUAGAACGUGUGUCCAAUAUUCAAACAUUUUGAAGAAUUUAUUGGAGUCAACAAAAUUUGGAUGCUUGGGGUUCACCAAGUAAAAAGGAGAACAGAGAAACUGGUUGUUAUAGCACCAGAGAGCCUGCAGCACUGUAGGCAGACACCAGAGGGAGCAAGAGAUUAUUGAGCUCCUGAAAAAGAAACUGGCAAACAUCUAAGAAAUUACAAGCAUAAACCCAGAGAAGUCACAUUCCCCCGCAAAGUAUUCAGAGAUCCUCAGAAUUUAACCACACUGAUUACUAAAGGUUUUUAUUGUAUGAA
Molecule: messenger RNA, 4749 nt
Organism: Ictidomys tridecemlineatus (thirteen-lined ground squirrel)
Lineage: Eukaryota; Metazoa; Chordata; Mammalia; Rodentia; Sciuridae
Gene: Znf691
Product: zinc finger protein 691
Biological process (GO): regulation of gene expression
Cellular component (GO): nucleus
Source: RefSeq, a predicted model, not a curated record